GGCGCAGUAAUCUAGCAUUUCUCAGAGUAGGAAGUGCUGCUUGCGGUAACAGUGAAUUGAAAGUACGCCAUAAAUAUGGCGCCAAAAGAGUUUUCAAGCUGAUGAUAAGAGCUGAUUUUUUUUUUCUCUCUCUGUGUUGUCUUUUUUUUUCUGGGUGGUGGGUGGGAGAGGUUGCAAGACAAGACCCGCCUGUGCAUUUGUGCUAAGCGGCGUGCACGUACGCCGGGUAGAGGAGUGGAAGCAAGGCAAGACGGCAAGUGAAGACGAGGAGAGCGCAAUGUUUUAUUUUUGAAGGAGGGACGUUGCGAAACUGGCUUGCAAUCUUUUCUGACUCAUCGUUUGGAAAUAAAGCAUCCUUUUCUUUUUCUUUUUUCUUUUUUUUUUUUUUUACCCCUCCUCCUCCUCCUCUUGCUUCUCCGUCCCCUCCUCCCGUACUGCUGGCACUGGAGAGGAAAACACAGCCGGAUUUUGACACCACGCUUGGGUCUGCUUUUGCAAAAUGCGACAUGCUUUCCUGCGAGCGGUGUGUUGUGCGCACCUCGCAGCCUGCUAAACCGUGAAACAGCGACAGGACGAGCGGCGGAACCACGGGGUUUGUUGUUGUUGUUGACUUGAAAAAAAAAGGCUUCAACUCCGUCUGGCUGCCACUUUUUGGAUUUUAUUUCGGAUUUGAAAUCGGUCGCCGGUCUUUGCAGAGCUGACGCGCUGUCAACACGCACCGUGAGGGGAAGGGAAGGGAAGGGAAGGGAGGGGAAGGGACAGUCCUGUCACCCAACGUGGAUCUAGAGUCGGGGCUGUUUAGCAGCGCUGCUAGCAGCCUGCCAGGGCACCGAGUGGGCAAACUGAACUAGUGCUAAAACCUCCACUGUAAAACUACAUGUGCCUGGCUCCCAAUGAUCUCCUAAUCUCUGGGAAUCGCUCGCCGUCCAGGAUUGAGGACGUCUCUGCACCCGAAGCUGACUGCAAUCAAGAUGGAGAGCGAAAAGAAGAGGAGAAAGUAUUCCACAAGCAGCAACGACUCCGACACAACCGACAGUCAGGUGACGUCGUGGUCCAGGUCAUCCAAGAAUACGGGCACCAGCAGCACAUGGGUCCGCCACCAGCACAAGAAACCAUCAGAGGUAUUUCGUACCGACUUCAUCACGGCCAUGAAGCUGCCGGACUCGGCUCAGCUCGGCCCAGACGACUUCUACGUGCUCUCGGACCCGUGGAGGCAAGAGUGGGAGAAGGGGGUACAGGUCCCUGCUAACCUGGAGGCCAUACCAGAGCCUGUGGUCAGGUUGCUGCCGGAGUCGACAGGCGGCUCGUCCGGCAACAGAGAGGAGAGGGAGGGCGACAGCCAGCGUCCUCCCACCCAGAGCUACAGCUGCUACGACCUGGAUGACCUGGACGUCGCCUGGCUGGAGCUGGUCAACCACGAGUUCAGACAGAUGGCAUUACCGGAGCUGGACGAGCUGACGAUGGAGUGCGUCCUGGUCGAGCUGGAGAGCGUGUGCGAGGAGAAGAUGCGGCAGGCCAUCGAGACCGAGGAAGGCCUGGGCAUCGAGUACGACGAGGACGUGGUGUGUGACGUCUGUCGCUCGCCGGAGGGGGAGGACGGCAACGAGAUGGUCUUCUGUGACAAGUGCAACGUCUGCGUCCAUCAGGCGUGUUAUGGCAUCCUGAAGGUACCCCAGGGGAACUGGCUGUGUCGGACCUGCGCUCUGGGCGUCCAGCCCAAAUGUCUGCUCUGCCCCAAGAGAGGGGGGGCCCUCAAGCCCACCCGUAGUGGAACCAAGUGGGUCCACGUCAGCUGUGCCUUAUGGAUCCCUGAGGUGAGUAUAGGCUGCCCAGAGAAGAUGGAGCCCAUUACCAAGGUGUCCCACAUCCCCGCCAGCCGCUGGGCUCUGUCCUGCAGCCUGUGUCGAGAACACACAGGAACCUGCAUACAGUGCUCCAUGCCCUCCUGUAUCGUGGCCUUCCAUGUGACGUGCGCCUUCGACCACGGCCUGGAGAUGAGGACCAUCCUGGCAGAGAACGACGAGGUGCGCUUCAAGUCCUUCUGCCUGGAGCACAGCUGCACUGCCAGCAACAGCAGUACAAACAUCAACAGCGCCUCCAGUCUGACCAGUGUGAGCAACGGCAACCACACCACCAUUUCCACCACCAACGGAGCACACAGCGCAGCCAAACCUGACUGGACCGCUGCCGGCGUCGGUCACGAGCUCCGGUUGGACCAACGCCACCAGCCAAACAGCAGCAGUGACCCGGAGCAGAGGUCAGUGCUGUACCCGGUUUCAGUGUCGGCAUCGGAGCGGGCCGAGCGGGACCUGCUGGAGAGAGAGAAAGUGAGCCAGAGGAAACAGAAGCUCCAGGAGCUGGAGGACGAGUUUUACAGACUGGUGGACCCCGGGGAGGUGGCUGAAAACCUUGCGCUGCCCGUCUCCCAGGUGGACUUCUUAUAUCAGUUCUGGAAAUUGAAGAGGAAGGCCAACUUUAAUCGACCUCUGGUGACCUUAAAGAGGGACGAGGUGGACAACCUGGCCCAACAGGAGCAGGACGUCCUCUACAGACGCCUCAAGCUCUUCACACACCUCCGACAAGACCUGGAGAGGGUGCGUAACCUGUGCUACAUGGUGACACGGAGGGAGAAAAUGAAACACACCCUGUGCGACCUCCAGGAGAAGAUCUUCCACCUGCAGAUACAACUGCUGGAGGAGGACAUCGCUGGAGGUAAGAGAAAACAGAAAACCCAGAAGGGAGAAAAGAGGAAGCAGAAUGGAGUGAAGGAGAAAGGGAAGGAGAGGAGGAAGAGUAGUCCUGAGAAGAAAAAGGAGAGAUUGAAGUCAGAGAACGGCUCCCUGCUGAAAGAGCUAGGGUUGUCAAAGUCCUUCCCGUUGGACAACUCUUUGUUUGACAGCUGGCUCGCCCAGUCGGUUCAGAUCACCGCUGACGACAUGCUGAGCCAGUGGGCACUGGGUGCCCAGCAUCGGGACAAGAGCGGCAGCCUGCUCUCUGACCAGCUCCUGCAGGGUGAGGAGAGCUUGUUGAACCUUAUGAUGGAAAACUCCAUGCAGUCUACCUGGAAAACACCCCAGCUGGGCCGCAAACCACGAGGGAGCAACAAGCCCCGUGCUCGUGGACACCCGCAUUCCACCACACCUAGUCAGCCCCAGGCACUCCUGUCUUCAGCGGCUGCCUCCACCACCUGCAGCCCCUCCACUGCAAAGAGCCACUGGAUGAGCAUGGCCGAGGAAAAGUCCAGCCACGUGAGCCGAAAAGGUGAAAGGUCCCGGGGCUCCUCCAAGGCCCUGCACCACCACCACCAGGCCAGGAGCUCUGACCUGCACAGGGACCCUCCGCCGCAGCCACCCAUUUCCAAAAUGGAUUCCUGUCACAUCUCAGAGGACCCGGGCCGGUGGGAGAACAUCCGCACAGGGAAUGGCAUUGCAUCAGGGGCUGGAUCUGGUUUCACCACAAGUUCCUCUCCACCUCUGGCCUCCAGCCCUGGGGUCACGGUGCCUGACACCGGGGCCAUCUUUCGUGGCGGGGCACCACGGCUCCGUCUGUCCCGCCAGGGUAAAUCCAGAGGUAGGGGCUUCGGUGGAGGUGGAGGCAUAGCAGAGCUGGAGACUGUGGACCUACCACUCACAGGAAAGGACGCAUCCCUACUGGACACUGCCGAGACUGACGGGUACUUCUCUGAUGGUGAGCAGAGUGAUACAGACACGCGCUCUGGUGGACGCAAACUCCGCUUGCCGCAGUUGCAUUCUGGGAACGAGGACCUGCUGAGAAGGAGCGUGCUGGCUUCCUAAACCACAGAGACUCCAGCUCACACACACAAACACACAGUUAUCCAAGCAACCGAGUACCACUGGCUAAUUGCUUCUCCAUCUGUGCCCAGUAUACAGUCUGCCGAACACGGCUAUAUGGCUUUGUUCAACCAAAUCCUUGUCACAUUUACCAGUGGAAAUUCUCUUCAGCUUUUACCUGCUUUGAUUUUGGGGUGAAUUUGAAUGUAGCUGUUUGCCUGUCGUACAGUAAAGCUUCUCCACCGGACCGUAGUUAGCUUACCACGAGACGCGAUACAUUCAACAAAUAGGAAACAAACAUUACCCUUAGGCUUUUUUUUGUUCUGUAUUUCAGAUUUGUUCUGUUUCUGGGUGUUGAAGUACCCUUUUCUGGCCUCAUGUCUGUGGUAUCUGCCAGACUUGGGAACAGACACUUCUGGGCAUUAUUGUUAUUAUUAUUCAAGCUGGUUUCAGGGUCUGCUUUGCUCUUGGUCUUUAUGGCCUGAGAUGCAACCAAUGAGUUCUUGUUUUCUUGAAUAUGUUCAGUGGAAAGACAAUUUCACACCAGAGCUGGUCUGAAUAUAUACAGAUGGUGACGUGGGACAACAUGUAUUCAGCCUUGAAAAGCACAACUAGCUAGUCGUAAGAGCUGUAAUGUAAGCACUCGUGUGUGCAUAAUAGAUGUUCAUUCAGGGUUGGGGUCACUUCUUAUUAUGUUGACUCGGUUGUAAAAUGUACAUUAAAGCCGGCAUUCUCAAAUUUAUCUUCUCCAACUAAAAGGAACAAAACAGUUUUCCAACUUUUCCAGUUUUUGAAAAGCAACUCGACUGACCCCAACCCUGGUGCUCAUUCAGAUUGUCACACAGAAACACAAACACAUAGACAUACUGACACACAUACUACUAUAAGCAAAUCCUUUGCUCACAUCGCAGCCAUUGAAAUAUUUGAUCUGACUUUUGUCAGCUGCUUUCAGAUUCUUCCCGAUUCCUAGUUCUGUUUUUUUUUUUUUUGUUGUUUUGUUUUGCUUUUUUUUUUGUUUGUUUGUUUAAUUUUUUAGCCUGAAUCUUUGGAGAAAUUUCAUCGUAGAAACUCUGUGCCUUCUGUCGCUUGCCCUGUGCCCCGUCCUCCCCUCAACCCCCUGCCCCCUUCCCCACCUUAUCACUCAACCAAACAAUCAGUAAGUAGAUCAAUCAGUCGUCUCCUAAUCGGAUUUGUAACAAUCAAACCAAAAGAAAAUCCCGUUGGACUGGUUACAGAAUGUAGCCAACAUUGGGCUCCUUGUCACCUUAAUUGUCUAGUGCCUGAAACAAGGAUGUAAAUGCAGCGUUUGCCAUUAAUCAACAAAGCGUCUGCAGCGGUUAGCACAGCAGAGCCACACUGUACUAUCAGCGCAAAGAGCUGCUUACUGUUCUGUGCCCCCUGCCCCACUCACUAUAUGGCUGCAGCUCAGAGCCAUCGAUGAGCAGAGUUUAGCCAGGUUACACUGUGACCACCAUGUUGCUGCAGUAGAUACACAUGGAGAAGCUGGAAAAAAACAACUAAUUGUCCAAUUUUGUAUUUUGGGUAGCCUGUUUCUUCAGUCCACAAAAGUGGUAUGAAUCAGCAAUACUCAACUCGCGGUCUUAAAAGUGGAAAAACAUGUUUUAUGAGCAACACAAAAAUUACAAUUGCUCUGCAAAACAUUUUCCUGUAGUCUCCUAUAAAAUGGUGACUCACUGUCCUGGUUGUGUAGUGAAACCCUCAGAAGUCACAUUUAUUUCUGGCUCCUACAUGUACUGCAUCAGUGUAGUGAGAUGCCCAACACUGUUUUAACCAGCUAAGCACUGAGCGGGUUUCUGGUACCAACAUGGCCGCCACUGGAGUCUGACAUGGACAAGCUCUUGAAACUGAUGGCUGUGCUGCUCCUGUGCUCCUGUUAGAUGAAUGAUGACAAUGUAAUAAUCAGCUUCAGAGGCCUGUGCGCUUAAGUUCUUGAAUUGAGUUGUUUGUAUUUUUUUUUUUAAAGACUUUUUGUUGUUCUCUCAGAGAGUUGUAUUUUGUACUUAUAAAGCAGUCCAUGGUAUUCUCAGGGGUUACAAAAAAAACUUUAAAAAAAGAAUAAAAGGUUAGAAAAAUUUAUUGGAAAAGCGACGUAAGACAUAGAUACAUAUAUAUACAUACAUAUUUUAUAUCGUAUACAGUAUAUAUAUAUAAAGUGAUGUGUGUAUGUCUAGAAACUUCCUUAUUUGGCAAGCUUCACUGUUUGAGCUCCUACACGACUACUACUGAGCAUGUUCCUUCUCUCAGUACGACCAUACAAACAUCAGCCCUGGGUUCAAUAGUCUCAACCAAUAAUUAAUGCUCGAUUUAACUUAACUCUGAGUUACAAGGUGAGUGGAACAGCUCAUAGAAUAUUGGUCAACUACAAGAAAGGACUUUAUUUUCAUGCUCUCAGCUUUCUUGCAGCCGAGACCCCAUCUGUCUGGUUCCAAAUUAAGAGUGAAGUAAAGCAUCACAAGUGAUUUUUAAGGGCUGCUUGACCCAGGCCUGAUGAACAGACACAUAAUAGAGGUGUCCAGUCUACUUCCUCUGUUUUUGUUUUGUUUUCUGUUUGGACAGCCUCUAACCUGUCUUCUGAAGUGACCACGCCAAAGAACAGAUCUGUGCAUCAAGGCAGCAUAUUUACAUCUUAUCUACAACACACAUAGACGUGCUCCGUCUCUGGUUUUCAAGUUGAAGAAUGUUAGAUAAGGAUGUCAGACAAUUCUGCCAGAGCUGUCCAGAGCAGCUCGGUUUAAUCCAGAUCUCAGCCUGAUUCUACCCAGCUCUAUAGGGGUUCAGUCAAAUGUGCUGUGUGCGCUCUGGCCUCCUCUAAUCAAGAGGAGCUGCACUUAAUUACAGCACCAAUGAACCCACAUGGAUUCUCUCAGAUCUGCAUUCACGGGGCUUCACAUAGGAAAAGUCUGUUGAAAUCGUAAUCAGCAGGCAAUGGUUGUUAAACGCAGACUCACAGAUAUCAACCCCCUUCAGAAUAAGCCAAAUGCUGCUGAACCGAACACUCAACAAACAGCUCACACACACCCACACAAACCCACACACAGACACACACAGCUGGUAUAACAGGGUUAUAACGUACAAGAUGACUAGUUUUUUUAUGUAUAUGUGAUCCUGACAGCAUCAGGAAGCAUGAGCUUACUCAGAGUGAAAACACACCCUAUCAGCAGGAAAGUAUUAUUAUUGGUGACAGUUCAGCAUCUCUGUCUCCUUUGUCCUUCAGGUGUAGCCAUUGUAGAAGAUUCUCACCUCUCCACACUCGUCUCCUCUUAGCCACAGAGAGGCAAAGUCUGGAAAAACAAAACCCUCAUUUGACAGGCUGGGUUUUGUUUUGUCUAAUACUGUUACGUAAAACAGCAUAGAUACAGGUGGAGGAAUUUUGACUUCUACGUUGGCUACCAUUAUUACAACACCCAUGGAACCUGACCAUAACAACACAUAACUACAACAACAAUAACUGCCACAGCGCUUGUGUUUUGAAGCGAGGAUGUGGUGAGGUAACAUUACGACCCACGGAAUCCUCCUUUGGGUGGUUGUUACCAUUCAUGUGUUGCUAAGACAUGCAAAUGUAAUCUUGGUUUCAAUAUUCAGUGUUCAGAGUAGCCUGACUUUGUAGACAGUGGUAUUAGAAAAGGCCUCCCAUUCAUGGCCUUAACAUGUGGUAGCAAAGACUAAGGCUGCACAGCACUGGCAGGAAAAAAACAAACAAACAAACAAAAAAAAAACAUAUAACACAUUUUUGGCUGAAUUUACUCCUGUUUCGGGUCAGAUUUUAACCCGGGAACAGCACUGUAGUACUUUACAAAACAAAUCAUAUUUUAGAUUUUUUCCUUGAUACUGUGCAGCCUUGGCAUACAUAACCUGGUUAUUAUUCUAUAUUUACAGUGUGGCUUCAAUGCCCUCUCCUUCCGCUUCAUAGAUACUGUAGACUGGAGUCUUUUGCAGGUUCUUUUUUUGUUAUCAGUAUCCACUAGAAUACAACUUCAAAGCAUCACUGUCCUCUGUGUGGUGCGCUGGUGUGGGUGUUUGCUCACAGCCCAGUUUGUGCGCUGAUGAUCUUUCAAUUUUGCAACUCUUGUCAGGUCAGAUGUCCACAUGAUGUGAGAUCUAGAUUGGAUUUUUUUUAUUUCUUCUCUGGGUUUAAUCUGUAACAUCAGUCAUGGCACUUCAAAUUUCUAGCCUCGGAGUAAAGCGUCAUUGUCGGCAUCGGCAGAAGAUCUGGUGGAAUACUGGAGGUUAGGUUCUUCUGUCAAACAGUUUAGAGUGCAUAACCAUAUGGAUAAAUAUACAUGCAUACAGUUUUGUAAAUGCUGAUACAUACAUACAGCAAACCCCCCCCCCAAUCCGGAAUUGGCACGAAUGCUCUGUCUCAGAAAUAAGCUGGUGGGCAUCAUGCAUGUAAUAUGAGAUCGGAAACACACCUACACACAGUGAUGCAUUCCACCUAGACUUCUGCUGAAAAGCUGGUUAAAGGCCAACACUGAUUGCUGCGGGCGAUCGGAGCCCCUCCUGUAAUUCACACAGUUGCUGUCUGUACUGACACUGUUGUAAAAACCCUUGGAAAGACAUCACUGCGCCAGCAGGGCUGGGUUCCUCAGAACUUCCUCGACUGAGCAAAGAUCAUGUUUCAAUCUUUUUAUAUUCGCAGGGAGGCAGGUUAGUAACCGGCAGUUUGUUUGCAACAAAACAUCCAUUUGAUUUGAACAGAAAAAAAACUCAAGAAGCUGCACCUGCUGGAUUUGGCUUCUGCAAUUUUAAGCCAAAAAUUGGUUGUUGCACUGAAGUGGUUUUGAGGAACCAGAAGGACGUGAGGAUAGGAUGUCUCUCUUCCUCUGUGGUUGUUCGUUCAUCCAAUAAGAAAGUGGUUUGAAGCUGUCCUAAGGUCAGUAAAGCCAGGAUUGGCAAAUGCUCUAGAUUCUUUGAUGAUAAAUAUUAUCGAGUGCGUCAUCUUCCUUCCCAAGCCACUUUUUUUUCCCACAAAGUGAGCAUUUUGUUUUAACAAGUCUGUGGACACAAAUAUGAAAGCAGAUAUUAUCUGUGCUACAGAGAUAAUAUAAAUAUAUAAAAUAUAAAUGAAAUAAAUACAUUUUGAUUUUUAAGUCUUUGAAUGUAUCCAGAUCUGAAAUUUCAACCAAAGUUGAAUUAAUUGUUAACCUGAGACUGACACUGUUAUAGCAUUUGGAGUUGCAGACCGACCCACUUUGUGCUGUUUUUGAUAUCACUGUCCAAUCCUUGCUUUAUUGUCCUUUGCCAGCCAGACAAACCCACCCACCUACCGCUGGAGUUUAUACACAUCUACAAUAAUGUAUAAUACUGUUCAAAUACUACUACUAGAAACAUUUUCAUUUUCCGUGUUUUGAAAAAGCCUUUGGAAGCUGUUGUUUUUUCUUUAUAUUUUUCUUUUUCUUUUGUAAUGCUUUAGCUGGCCGCCGUGGCUCGUAUCAGACUAGAAAGCUGACUCAUUAUCUGCUUCCUCUGUUUUUACUGGCGCUUUGCUCUCCUUUCUGUUACAGUAAAGUUUAUGGCUUCAAGGUCUCAAUAUUCACAACCCAGACACACUGCACAGAUUGGAGGUUUAGUCAUGCAAACCGAGCUGCCGUGGAGGAAGAGAAAAGCUCAGUUGUAAAGUCUAAGCUGCUGGAGUCAAGGUGAUUUUAAUCAGAGGGGACUGCUCUCAUUCAUUCAUGAGCUUACACAGAAGCUAAUCAGCAGAUCAAGAUUAGUACAGACAAGUACAGAUGGUGUGGACUUCGAAGAUAGCAAAGUUAAAUACAAAAGGUACAUAACCACGUCUGACAAAACGCUACGCUUGGGCCACAUCUUGCUUUGACUAAUAGCGUUUAGAGUUCAUACGAUUAGUUGAUUAAUCAUUUUGUCAGUCAACAGAGGAGCGCUCUGCACCUACUUUGAUUAUCAAGAGACUAAGUCGUUUUGAGAGAUGCAGUGAUUAGUUGAUUACGUGUUUAAUUUAACUGCAAAAAUGGUGCAUAUCGCCUCCUUCUGACUUCUUUGCGUGAGGAUUUGAUGCAGCUCAAGAUAAAAUGUGACAUCACGAUAAACUGAGAAUGUGUAAUGGGUAUUUUUACAUUAUUUUCUUGACUGAACAAUUGAGAAAUCAAAUUAAAUGUUAGCUAUAGUAGAGCAGUUACAGGAAAUGAGAGGAGAGUGAGAUGAGGAAUGACAUUCAACCAAAGAUCUUGAUGUUUAUAGUUGUUAAAUUACCAAAUUUACCACCUUCUUUUUCAGAGAAAUUCAUAAAUCAUGCUAUGGCUGCAACAAUACUGCUAAGGCUGCUAGUUAUUAUUUUCCUUGUCAUAUUAACCUAUCCGUUUUCAUCCUUUGGUGUCAAACAAGUUUUGAGAACCCCAGGAUGCGUCUUCGCGUGCCUCGUUUUGUCCAACCAACAAACAAACACCCAAAGAUGCCACUUCAGAAAAUACAGGAAAGCCGCAAAUCUUCACGUUGCAGAAGCUGAAACCGGAGAAUAUUCUCCAUUAUUUUUUCUUGGGUAAACACCUGUAACAAUAAAGUUGAUUUUCUUUAGCUCCACUUAUAAGUUAAUUAACAAAAUGUUUCACAUGACUUGAUGCCUUUCUGAGAAGUUAAGAAGAGCGUUUGGCUCUACCAAAAUGACACCAAGAAAAGCUCUUUUAUGUCUUAAUCAAAGAAAACGUGCAGAAGCACAUGUCCUAAUGGGGGCCAUCAGGACAUGUUUUGUCCUAAUGGCCCCCACCUAUUGUUUUGUUUGUUUGUUUGUUUUAACUCUUUGCCUUUUCAUAGGGCUUCAGUCCAACAUCUCAACAACUUAGCCAGAAACACUUUGGCUCCACUCACUAAAUUUCAAGACAAACAGUGAGAUUACAUCUGCCUCCACAGCAGCUCCAAGAAAUGUUUUUCAAACUAAAUCUCCCAUCUGCACCAACUGCGCACCUUACUCUGCCUCUGCCAUCCAACAUCUUCCUCUUCCCUGUUCACUUUUCCCCCCUCCCAGAACCAGCAAAAUCCCUUCUUCUCCUCCAUCCUGAAUCCCUAAAAAACAAAA
Messenger RNA from Scatophagus argus, 10845 nucleotides. It is a transcript of the gene jade2, whose product is annotated as jade family PHD finger 2. Lineage: Eukaryota; Metazoa; Chordata; Actinopteri; Scatophagidae. The transcript is spliced from 14 exons. The record is from RefSeq and is a predicted model, not a curated record. Gene Ontology annotation, biological process: regulation of transcription by RNA polymerase II. Gene Ontology annotation, cellular component: histone acetyltransferase complex. The coding region runs from base 972 to 3794 and encodes 940 amino acids.